This is a messenger RNA of Esox lucius (northern pike), 4849 nucleotides long. RefSeq names its product kelch-like family member 15 (gene klhl15). The transcript is spliced from 9 exons. Bases 356 to 2266 code for a protein of 636 amino acids. Gene Ontology annotation, biological process: protein ubiquitination; nuclear protein quality control by the ubiquitin-proteasome system. Lineage: Eukaryota; Metazoa; Chordata; Actinopteri; Esociformes; Esocidae. The record is from RefSeq and is a predicted model, not a curated record. Gene Ontology annotation, cellular component: nucleus; Cul3-RING ubiquitin ligase complex. Gene Ontology annotation, molecular function: protein binding.
CGAACGGGCUCUACCUCAGGAAAUGACGUCAGUGCAGAGAAUAAUAUGGCGUCGGCAAUGGCUGUGGACUCUAUAGACAAACAGUAUUUUCACAUCCAGUUGAAAUAACGACAAAUUGAAGACGCGGGGGAUUCUAAAUGGAUUAUAAGGAAACCUCAGCGUUGCUUUAUUGUUGUCCUUUUUCUUGAUCUCGCAUAUAAACCCGCAACCCAUGUCAGAAGGUGCCAGGUCUGCCUGGGCAAAGAGGGGUUGUGGGGACUCGCAGCGCCGAGGUGUUUCUGAGAAGGGCGUUGUUAGUUUCCCCCGGGACACAAGGGCCACUGUCCUCUGAUUGGCUCGGAAUACCCCCUCUAACAUGCCCGUGGCCAAUCAGAGGUGUGUCAUGUCUGGGGGGGAGGUGGAGGUGUACCUGUCCCAGGUGCAUGAUGGCAGUGUGUCCUCAGGGUUCCGGGCGCUGUACGAGGAGAGGCUCCUAUUGGAUGUCACACUUCUGAUAGAGGAACACCACUUCCAGGCCCACAAGGCCCUGCUGGCGACCCAGAGUGACUACUUCCGGGUCAUGUUCACUGCAGACAUGAGAGAGAGAGACCAGGACAAGAUCCACAUGAAGGGGCUAACAGCUGCAGGCUUUGGCCACGUCCUGAGGUUCAUGUACUACGGCUCACUGGAGCUCAGCAUGGUCACCGUACAGGAGAUUCUGCAGGCGGCCAUGUAUGUCCAGCUGACAGAAGCCGUGGAGUUCUGCUGUUCCUUCCUGCUGUCUAAGAUCUGCCUGGAGAACUGUGCUGAGGUGAUGAGGCUACUGGAGGACUUCAGUGUUGGUGUGGAGGGUGUGCAAGAGCAGCUGGACAACUUCCUGCUGGAGAACUUUGUUCCCCUCAUGAGCAGACCUGACUUCCUGUCCUACCUCAGCUUAGAAAAACUCCAGGUUUACCUGGACAGCGAUGCCCUGAGUCGCUUCCCGGAGAUAGAGCUGUACGAGUCCGUCCAGGCUUGGCUACGACACGACCGCCGUCGUUGGAGACACACAGACAGCGUCGUCCAGUCUCUACGGUUCUGCCUCAUGACCCCGGCUAACGUCUUUGAGAAGGUGAAGACAUCAGAGUUCUACCGUUACUCUCGGCAGCUGCGCCAGGAAGUGGACCAGGCUCUCAGCUACUUCCAGGACGUCAACGACCAGCCUCUGGUUGACACGCGGUCCAACCGCAUCCGCUCGGUCCGGCCCCAGACCGCCGUGUUCAGGGGCAUGAUCGGACACAGCAUGGUGAACAGCAAGAUCCUACUGCUCCACAGGCCCAAGGUGUGGUGGGAGUUGGAAGGACCCCAGGUUCCCCUUCGUCCAGACUGCUUGGCCAUCGUCAACAACUUUGCCUUCCUGCUGGGGGGGGAGGAGCUAGGGCCUGACGGGGAAUUCCACGCCUCCUCCAAAGUGUACCGCUACGACCCUCGCCAGAACUCCUGGCUACGCAUGGCCGACAUGUCUGUACCCAGGUCAGAAUUUGCGGUCGGGGUCAUCGGCAAAUUCAUUUACGCCGUGGCUGGCCGGACGCGGGACGAGACAUUCUACUCCACGGAACGCUACGACAUCACGGCGGACCGCUGGGAGUUCGUGGACCCGUACCCCGUGAACAAGUACGGCCACGAGGGCACCGUCCUGAGCGGGAAACUCUACAUCACCGGGGGGAUCACCUCCUCGUCCACCUCCAAGCAGGUGUGCGUGUUUGACCCCGGCCGGGACGCGGGGGGAGGGGUGUGCGCGGCGGGCACUGCCGGGGCGGGGACCAUGGACACGCACCGGGCGCGUCCGGCCCGCACCCCGCUCUUGCCCGGCGCGCACCCGCACGCCAGCUGCUGGGAGAACAAGUCAAAGAUGAACUACGCCCGCUGUUUCCACAAGAUGAUCUCCCACAACGGGAAGCUGUACGUGUUCGGGGGCGUCUGCGUGAUCCUCCGGGCGUCGUUCGAGUCUCAGGGCUGCCCGUCCACGGAGGUCUACGACCCUGAGACCGACGAGUGGACCAUCCUGGCGUCGAUGCCCAUCGGGCGCAGCGGGCACGGCGUGGCGGUGCUGGACAGGCAGAUCAUGGUGCUGGGGGGCCUCUGCUACAACGGACACUACUCCGACUCCAUCCUGACCUUUGACCCAGAGGACAACAAGUGGAAGGAGGACGAGUACCCCAGGAUGCCUUGCAAACUGGACGGGCUGCAGGUUUGCACUCUGCACUUCCCCGAGUACGUCCUGGAGCACGUCCGGCGCUGCAGCUGAGGUCUGGUUCAGUUUGGACAUGCCCCCCUUUUAAGUCAGACUCCUCCCGUGGGCUGCAGGUUCGGGCCGAGCCAGGCAUGGGAAGACUGGUGUUUACAGGUGUGACACUAAUGCUCUAACGACACGGAAGCUUUUAGACUGGACGUAACAUUUAAUGGUGGUCUGUGCUUCUCACAGGCAGAAAUGGGAGCUUCGUGGGUGAUCAGCAGCGCUGGGAUAUUCAAGCUGAUCAUUUUCAAUAUAAGCUUUCUCAGAAAAAAAGGGGAAAAAUGAGAAAAUGUUUUUUCAUAAUUCAGAUGGUUUAUUUUGGACUGGGGUUAGUUUCAUAAUAUUGUUGUCAGUUUUUUUUUUAUUGGUAUGAUUCAGCAUAGUCAUCCAAUCCAUUUCUGUCUGUCUGUUCCCACCACAUUGUUUCAUGGUCAUGAGAUAUCACACAGUCUUUCCGUAACACAACCUCUCUAGACGGAGUGAGUGAGUGAGUGAGUGCGUGCGUGCGUGCGUGCGUGCGUGCGCGUGUGUGUGUGUGAAUGAGUGCGUGAGAGAAAAUAAGCACACAGAAUUGCGGUGCAUACAUUUCUGAAGGGUAAUUGUAUUGAUGUACUAAGAAGAGGAUGUUCAUGAUGAUUUAGCGUUGUCAUGACUACACUGCAAUAACACUGGUUCUGCUGAGUGAGAGGUCGCGUGAGGUCAACGGUCAGAGGUGACGACAGCAGUGUAAGGUUCCCUGUCUCUGGCAGUAAUGUAUGUAAGAUUACACUUUAUUUAUUUAUGUCAUCUCUGAGCGGUAAUGUGGCUGGCUACUGGCAGGUGUUUUACCAGGCAAAAGCAGAAACUCAGCCACAGAAAGGUACCAGAAACCACAUUUGAUUCAACCGAGAAAAUAAACUGUGAAUACGGAACAGAAUACAGAAAAAAAAGCAUGGCAUUCCUGACUCGGUACACCCAGGAAGUAACUAGUAUCUACUGUUACUGAUUUCUAAUCAUGAAUUGAUAUCUUAAAGUUUGAAGUUUUCUGUAACUUAUCAAUCCUACUGUUGUGAGUCCUGCCUGCCUGCCUGUCUGUCUGACAGAGCCAGCUGCAGAGUAGGAAGUAUCCCUACAAAACCUGCUUUCACAUAUACAGUCGUAACAUUGGGUAUGGUAAUUUAAACAGUUGCGUUUCAUCUUUUUAUAGGACAGGCAACACGUGUCUUGCUGCGCUGAUGGUCUGUUUUUGGUAGGAAGUUGUCCUGGAGGUAGUUUGUUUUGCCGCAGUGCCCAAGUAUUUAAUCCAACUGGAAGAUUCUACCACCACAGUCCAAACCAGAAACAGACACGAAUUUCAUGUUGUUUCUCGCUUAUCGUCACACCAAUUUGUCUUGCAAAUCGGCCUCCCAAUUCGGCAGGACUGAACUGGAAUGGAAUUUGACAGUUUCUCUGGAAUGCACCUCGCGAUGCAAGCAAUUACUAUUUCAUAAAAAACAUCCAACCGUUAAAGGCACCAUCUCGCGUUGACAACAUGUUGAUAUAAUGGUAGAGCCUAGGAUGGUGAUAAAGCUUGAGAGCUCUUGCUAGGUAUUAAGAUUAGGCCUUCUAUUGAUGGAAUGUCAUUCAUUACAUCAUUAAUUAAAUGGUUGAAUUCUAUGUAGAAACCUGCUCAUCAUAUUCUUCUUUUCAUGAGCAACAAUGAAAAGGGCUAAAGCACAUUCUUCUGCAGUCUGUCCAUCAGUCAUUUUUUUGUGUUUAUCCCAAAUCCACCAGGGCGCUCCAUGCGACUGGUUGGGAAGGAGAUGUUGGGUUGCAAUUCGCCAUAGUCCUUGUGAUGCUUGGAGAGGGAGAGAUUGCGUCGCACUUUCUCUGUUUUUAUGAUUCCUCUCUCCUUCCCUACUACGUAGCGUCCUAGUCACAACUCUCUUCGAUCAAACCCCUAGUUCAGUAUUUAUGCAGUAGCAUACAAACAGGCCUUUUACCCAUAAUCACGGAACAGUUUGUGGUACUGCAGGAAUACCAGAGACUGUUAACAUCACUGAGGCAGCUUAAAUGUGACGUGGUCUUCUGUCAACUCCCAUUUCCAUCUCUGUUUUGUGUCAAUGUAUAUUUUCUCAUGUGAAAAUAAGUGUCAACAUCAUGAACUUCAACACCCUGUUGGUGUUCCAGACCCACAAUAAAUCUACUUCUCGAUGAAAAAGUAAUAAUGGAGAGAAUCUCCAUUGACAUUUUUUUUUUGUAAUUCGAUGAAUGAUGUAUGUCUGGCACAGGCUCAUAUUAUGCCAAACCCAGUCUUUAAGCGGAUGUCUCCCUCUACAGGUGUGUAGGUACUACUAAAUGUGUAUGUACUACAGGUGUUUCGAUUUGGGACAUGGCCUGUCUGUCUAUCUGUCUGUCUGUCAUAGCUCAGCAUUUAUGAUCCUCAUCAGCCCUCAUUCUCGGUAGGAUAAAAUUAUAGAAUAUUGAGGACGAAAAAAUACCCUGUUGUACGAUGACUGUAUUUGGAAAAAGUAAACAAGAUAAUGUAUUUACUAUAAUCUCAGUAGACACUGCUAUUUGAAACUUUGUAAUUUCUAUCCAGAAAUAAAUGUUCAUACUGUUCAGCUUUUCAGCUUU